Molecule: messenger RNA, 1363 nt
Organism: Cladocopium goreaui
Lineage: Eukaryota; Dinophyceae; Suessiales; Symbiodiniaceae
Source: the annotation of a GenBank genome assembly
GCCGUUGUGGGUCACAAUGUUUAGAAGUAGAGACUGUAGAGACCAGAGCCAUGUUGUCACAGCAGGAGCUGGAAGCCUUAUUAAAUCUCAUGAAGGAGCCAAGCAAGGCCUUCGAGGCCAUCGCUGUCAGCUUCUACAAGAACUUCACAAAAGCUGAUCAGUUCAAAGCUGGCUGUGUGAUUUGCAUGCUCAUCCAGGACAAUCUUUUGACGCAGACCCAACGAAUGGUUGGAUUCUAUCUCCUCUAUGACAUCUACCGGAAUGAAGGCCAAGCAACGACACCUUUCGUUCCCUUGGUCCUGGAGAUUGUCGAACAAACCAGUGAUGCGGCUGAGAGGAAGUUUCUGCUGCAGUUCCUUUCGUCCUUGCCUAAGGACCUGCCCAAGCAAAGCGUGCAGAGCUUCCUGCAAAGCUGCACAGGAGAUGAACGAGAGAUCGAAUUGCCGGAUCUUGAGGCUUUCCGGCGCAUGCAUCAGGAGAGUGCUCCUACUGUGAGUGCCUCUGCUGCUCUGGGUGUGAGACCUGUGAUAAACGAUGGCUCCGAAGGCCGCUGGGUGUCGCCAGAUGACAUCUCCAAUGUUUCCUCCAGAUUUCCAGAAUUUCCCUUGGAACUCAACUCAGAGGAAUUGACAUUGCUGUCGCUGGAACCUGCUUGGGCCAGACCUGUCCCUCCCCUCUUGGAGGCAACAGUCGAUGAGGUCUUUUGGCUCUCGCCUUCGCAACUGCUCUCAGAGCCGUUGUGGGACUAUACCAUGUGUGUUGACACUUCAAGAGGCACUGAAGUCAAAGAGCUGAUUGGAAAGGCGGUGAAGACUCCCUUGCCACCGAAUCAGGCACAGGUGAUUGUGGAUGGUCUUAGUCAGGAUGCCAAGUUGGUGUACCAUUGCGGCAUGACUCCCAAGAAACUUCCAGAGCUCGUUGAAAACAACCCGCAGAUCGCCGUGGAGGUCUUGUUGAAGCUCAUGGGCAGCUCACAAAUUAGUCUCUACUUCACGGCCUUGGUGAACAUGGAGAUGAGCUUACAUUCCAUGGAGGUAGUGAACCGAUUGACCAUGUCUGUGGAUCUUCCACCAGAAUUCAUUCAUCUCUACAUCUCCAAUUGCAUCUCUUCCUGUGAGAAUAUCAAGGACAAGUACAUGCAGAAUCGUUUGGUGCGCCUGGUGUGCGUGUUCCUGACCUCGCUCAUCCGCAACAAGACCAUCAGCGUGACUGAUUUGUUCAUCGAAGUGCAGGCUUUCUGCAUAGAGUUCAGUCGUAUCCGCGAGGCAGCGAGCCUUUUUCGGCUACUCAAAACUCUCGAAGCAGAGAGUCCCGGUCCCCAGCUUCGCAAAGACUCAGCCCUGGCCACGUAGAAGAGGAAAAA